Molecule: messenger RNA, 741 nt
Organism: Arabis nemorensis
Lineage: Eukaryota; Viridiplantae; Streptophyta; Magnoliopsida; Brassicales; Brassicaceae
Source: the annotation of a GenBank genome assembly
AUGCUAAGUAAAGUAAAAAAAACUAACCUUCUCUCCCAUGCACGGGGCUCGAGGUGCGUCGCUGCAAAUGGAAAAUCUCCGCCGGAGCUACACCGUUUCCUCACCGGUCUAACCUUGGGAACCAGUCUAGCCUUCCCCGAAGAUCUCUGCCCUCCGAGCAAAAGAGUAGUUUGUGAGAUCCGCUUUCUCUCGUCUCCGGUGGAUGCCAUUCUCAAGGAAGAUAAACUCCUCUCGCCGCCUAAGCCACGAGACCCACCGGACCCUCCGAAUGGAUCCCCACCAUCGAGGUACGCCACUGUUUCCCCUCCUCUGCUGCAGUGGUACCGAGUUUCUAAGUCCCUCCCAUUACACGAACUUACCGGCCCUAAGACGAGAUCUGACCGUCCGACGGUCACUUCCCUUCAACCUGCCGCUCCAUUCUUAAUCGAGUUUGCCUCCGCCGGAGAAUCUGAGCCCACUUCUCAGCCCAAGGCUUCAAUCGCUGCUCCAUGGCCUAAAAAACCAUCCCCGUCGCCGAUUCUCCUCACCUCCUCCUCGACCGAGAUCUGCCUCGUAGCCGAGGUUGAAACCAUACUUACGGCCGUCGUAUCUUCCAUCUCCUAUCCGGGAAUGGCGGAAGUCGCCGGUUUACAUUGGCUCCACUCAUCGGAAAAUUGUACCGUCGGCCGCCUACUCUAUCCCACUUACCUUGUGGAUCGAGAUUGCAAAUGGGCCUGUUUGAAGAUUCUAUGGGCUUUUUAA